Molecule: messenger RNA, 2764 nt
Organism: Silurus meridionalis
Lineage: Eukaryota; Metazoa; Chordata; Actinopteri; Siluriformes; Siluridae
Gene: necab2
Product: N-terminal EF-hand calcium binding protein 2
Exons: 13
Coding region: 47-1333 (428 amino acids)
Biological process (GO): regulation of amyloid precursor protein biosynthetic process
Cellular component (GO): cytoplasm
Molecular function (GO): calcium ion binding
Source: RefSeq, a predicted model, not a curated record
GCAUCGCCCCCAUAGCGCGCAGCAUGAACGCAGCGCGGCAAAGAGGAUGUGCGAGCAAGCGGCGCGCUACUGCAGGGACGGAGUCCACAAGCUGCUCCACAAAGACCAAGCCAAACUGCGGGCGCAGGACAGCGGCGAGCAGACCAGCUUCCCAGCGCAGAGCAGCGAGACCGCGACGGCCGCGCAGCCCGGGAACGGCGGCUCACAGCCCGGCGCCAUAGACGGGCUUGUGCGCUGGAUCGUCACCAAGAUGAGCGACAACAAGAGCAUCUCGACGCGCGAGUACGGCAAGGAGGAAGCGGCCGUGGCGCAAGAGCAAUUCUUCGCCCCCGAGCCGCGCAAAGGCAUUUCAGUCAUCCUGGACAUAUUUCGGAGAGCCGAUAAGGAUGAUGAUGGAAAGCUUUCCCUGGAUGAGUUCCAGGCCUUCUUCUCUGAUGGGACCUUGAAUGAGGAGGAACUGGAGAAUCUUUUCCACACAAUUGAUUCUGAUAACACCAGUAAUGUUGACACCAAGGAACUUUGUGACUACUUUGCCAAACACAUGGGCGACUAUGAAGGUGUGCUUGCAUCCCUGGAGACACUCAACCUUUCUAUCCUCAAAGCCAUGGAUUUCACCAAGAAGGUGUAUGAAAGAGGAACUAAUAUUGAGCAAUUUGUGACUCGCUUCCUGUUGAAGGAAUCAGCCAAUCAAAUACAGUCCUUGCUUAACUCUGUGGAGAGUGCAGUGGAUGCUAUUGAUGAACAGCAUUGCCCUCCAGGAUCUUACCCUAGUAAGACCAGUCCACGUGUUCCUGAAAGGCACUAUGAAGCUCCAGUUCCAGACUACCCACCCAAUAACAGAGUUAGUGCCAAGGACAGCAUGAGGAAUCUUAAUGUGGCCACAGGACCUCCCGAGGUGAGGAAAGAAGGCCUGGAAAUGCAGAUCAACCGUCUGGCUGAACUGAUUGGACGCUUGGAGAACAAGACAGUCUGGUUUGACCUGCAUCAGCGGCUAACCGACACUGAUGGUACAGCUAGCGCAUCCCUCCACCUGAUUCGCCAUGAGAUGAAGGUAUCGCAGAAGCAGCUGGGAGAGUUCUGUGAGGCUCUGAAGCAGUAUCUGAAGAAUGUCUCUGCCCAGAGGGACUGUUUCCACGUGACUGCAGUGCGGCUUCCUGACGGCCUCUCUUUUGUUGUGUAUGAGUUCUGGGAUGGGGAGGAGGAAUGGAAAAGACACCUCCAGAGUGCAGCAUGCAAGGCCUUCCAGCAUGUGAAAGUGGACACAUUGUGCCAGCCUGAGGUCAUGUCCACUGUGGCUGUGCCAGCCGCCUGGUGCAGCGUUAGCAGAGACUAAAUGGAACAGAGCCAGUGUGGACGGCCAGGGAGGAAGGCCUCGUCUUACAGCUGAAUAGCCACACGCCUUCCCUACAUAUAUACCCCUCUCCUUAAGCCUCUAUAUUUCCCAUGAUCUCUCAAAGCUCUCUCUAUCUCGUCUGCCCUUUCCCCUUCUCUUUUGUAUCUACUGUUUACAUGCUGUUGGAUUGACUGCGAAGAAUGUGAUACAUCAUAGAACACCUCCCUAAAGCUAUUCAGGUUGCUUUCAGGAAUCGUAUAAAAUAUUCUCUGGACUGCUUUGUGUCUUCUGAGUGGAUCAAAACAGUGAAAAAGAAAAUGUACCUAUCAGUAGUCUCUGGUUGUAAUAAGAGUUAGAGUAACAGAAAACUAAGUCAAUUUAUUCUCUAUAGUCUGCUUAUCUUGAGAUUGUCCAGCAGCUGAGGACUUUUACAUGUUAUGGACACGAAGAUCUGUCAGGAUUUAAUGGCCAGUUGAGCUGCUUUUUUCAGCCAAUACAAUUUUAAUCUACUCGGGCAAAGUACACAACCAGAGACCCAGAACAGCAGCAAAGAAUGUUGUGUAAUAAAUGUUUACUUACAUAAAGUUUACAGAUCUAGUCAAAAUCUGACAUGCUGAGAGAAAAAUGGUCUUAAAAUAUUUUAGCUUAAAACAGAACCACAGUAUAUGGAUUGUUUAUUGAUAGUAAAUAUAUUGGUUGUUGAACGUUUAUACUGAGUCGAAUGAACUCAUGUCCUCUAACACUAAAUCCCAUAAAUCUUUUGUUGUGCAUUUCAUUACAUAAUUUAAUGAGCGGUUCACUGUUUACAAAGAGACUUAUACAACACGAUUUGAAAAUGAACUGUUAAUACUUAUAAAUUAUAUAUCAAUCAGAAUCUUACCACCUCUAACCAAACAUCCUUUGUACUAAUUAUGGCAUGCAGGUUUGAUGUAUUUGUGAAUGGAAAUUUGUCAAAUUGCUUGGGCUCCCGUAUGAUGUGAACUGGUCUGAGGUGAAGCAAAUGUCCACAAUGCUGUGGUACAUUCCUAGCCGUUUUCUUCCCCAUGAAACUUGGCUUCACUUUCCCCAUCCCUCACGUGAGUGCAUGUUCCAAUGAAUGUCCAGUAACUUAUUCGCUGUAGUAUUUAGAUAUGCUACUUUCAAUGGAUUUUGUGCAUUUCUUAAUUUUAUAUUACUUAAAUUAAAAACACCGGAACUGAGAAAUACAUAAACACUAGAAAUCAUGUAUGAACAGGCACUUUUAUGGCAUUGUUUAACAAAACACUAAUUCUUAUACCUGUGUAUGUUUCCGUAAAGAAAUAGCUUUCUCUCUUGAAAUUGAUUGUAGAGACUUAUUGCAGGGAUGCAAAUAUUAUAUUUGUCUUAACUUUGUUAACCUAGAUUAUGUAGUGAUGUAAUUCAACAAAAUUAAAGGUUUAACGUGAAUGAAAA